AUGUUCUCCGAGCCGGGGACGGGCGUCCUUCGUACCUCUCUGCCAUCACACGCACUGUCAGGGGCAGCCCAGCCUCGGGCCAAGGGGCUCGUCAAAGGGCUGGGCGACAUCUGGCUGUACGGCCGGGCCUCCCGGCCGCCCGGGACGGUUGCUGGCAUCGUCCCCGCGGCCCAGGGCGCGAGGCACCAGGGGCUGGACGGCAGCUGUGGGGCUGUGACAAGUGGCUGGCAGGCAGAUGUGUGCACAUCUGGACGGCAGAGCCAGCACCUGCCCGGCUCCGUGAAGCCGGUGCUUCAAAGGCGUUGGCUGCGUCCCCGAGCGGCGCUGGCCCUGGAAGAGAGCGAGGCUCUGGGCGCCCAGAACCCCUGCACGCAGUUCGCCCUCCGCGGACCAGGCAACCGCAGCCUGGGCCCCGCGGCAGGCCGGCUCCCGGCACUCUCGCGGGCUGGAGACUACAAGGCCGCCCCUCGCCGCCUGGCUUCCACUCCCAGCCCUGGAGGCCUGGACGUGGAGGAGGUGCUGCCCUCGGGCCUGCCCCCGACCUUCAUCCACUUCACACACCACUCCUACGCCCAGAUGGUGCGCGUACUGCGUCGGACGGCGGCCCGCUGCGCCCACAUCGCCAAGACCUACAGCAUCGGACGCAGCUUCAACGGCAAGGAGCUGCUGGUCAUCGAGUUCUCGGCCCGCCCCGGCCAGCACGAGCUGAUGGAGCCUGAGGUGAAGCUCAUCGGCAACAUCCAUGGCAAUGAGGUGGCAGGGCGGGAGAUGCUCAUCUACCUGGCCCAGUACCUGUGCUCCGAGUACCUGUUGGGCAGUCCCCGCAUCCAGCGCCUGCUCAACACCACCCGCAUUCACCUGCUGCCCUCCAUGAACCCCGACGGGUACGAGGUGGCGGCCGCCGAGGGCGCUGGCUACAAUGGGUGGACGAGCGGGAGGCAGAACGCGCAGAACUUGGACCUGAACCGUAACUUCCCCGACCUGACAUCUGAGUACUACCGCCUGGAGGCAUCCGGGAGCAUCCGCAGCAGCCGCAUCCCCAUCCCGCAGCACUACUGGUGGGGUAAGGUGGCCCCCGAGACCAAGGCGAUAAUAAAGUGGAUGCGGACCACCCCGUUCGUGCUCUCAGCCAGCCUCCAUGGGGGCGACCUGGUGGUGUCCUACCCCUUUGAUCUCUCCAAACACUCCCAGGAAGAGAAGUUUUCUCCCACGCCGGAUGAGAAGAUGUUCAAGCUGCUGGCCAGGGCCUACGCGGAUGUCCACCCCAUGAUGAUGGACAGGUCGGAGAACAGGUGUGGUGGCAACUUCCUGAAGAGGGGCAGCAUCAUCAACGGGGCAGACUGGUACAGCUUCACCGGAGGCAUGUCCGACUUCAACUACCUGCACAGCAACUGCUUUGAGAUCACGGUGGAGCUGGGCUGCGUGAAGUUCCCCCCGGAGGAGGCCCUCUAUACCAUCUGGCAGCACAACAAAGAGCCCCUCCUGAACUUCGUGGAGAUGGUGCACCGGGGCAUCAAAGGUGUGGUGAUGGACAAGUUUGGCAAGCCGGUCAAAAACGCCCGGAUUUUGGUCAAGGGCAUCCGCCACGACAUCACCACAGCCCCAGACGGGGACUAUUGGAGAUUGCUGCCUCCGGGGUCCCACAUCGUCAUAGCUCAAGCCCCUGGCUACUCCAAGGUCAUCAAGAAAGUCACCAUCCCUGCCCGGAUGAAGAGGGCUGGCCGCGUGGACUUCAUUCUCCAGCCCCUGGGGACCGGACCCAAGAAGUUCCUCCUCGGGCCGCGGAGAAGCGGGUCUGCAGUCCGUGACCCGCUGGGAGGUGCCAGCCCGUACGGAGAGCCCCAGGAGCCCGGCCAGGAGCCCCUCGGGGCGCGGAGGCAGCCCUCGGCCGGCGGGAGCAAGCCCUGGUGGUGGUCCUACUUCACAUCGAUAAGCCAGCACAAACCCCGUUGGCUUCUCAAGUACUAG
Messenger RNA from Puma concolor (puma), 1968 nucleotides. The record is from RefSeq and is a predicted model, not a curated record. NCBI's taxonomy places the organism in Eukaryota, Metazoa, Chordata, Mammalia, Carnivora, Felidae.